AUGGACCCAGCAGCACUUAACCUGUCUAAGGAGCUACGGGAGAAUCUCAUCAAUGCCACUCAAGAGCUCAUCAACCUGUGGCUGGACAGCCAGGAUUACAAGUCCCAGCGCGCUAUAGAGAGGCGGCUACAGCGUCUGGUGACCGGUCUCCCAUGGCUUCUGGGCUCGCUAUAUCCAUGGGAGCAGGAAUUUCUCCUUUUGGAUCUCGGACUUCAUCACCCGUCUACGUUCACUUUCGAGCAGCCAGAUGCGGGAGACAAACUGUUUCAAAAUGGACCUGUUCCUCUAAAGCUGACAACAUUAGAGACUGUUACUCACUCCAGGGCUUCCCCAGAGGCUGGGUUACAACCCUCAGCUAACUCUGGACCCCUGGAGGCCAAGUUGCCAGCUGUGGACUGCACCCGGCUGUCACUGCCUGAGCAGGGUCAGGGCUCUGUGCAGCUACAGCCCUCCUCGUGUGUGCCAGAGGCCCACGUGCCUACUGGUUUUGUUUUGCGUAUGCCAGGGGCUUUCAUGCCCACUGGUUUUGAGCCUAUUUUCGCUGGGGGGACCGAGGAGCCCAUCCAGCUAUCGCCAUUGCCUUCAGCGCCACCGUCUCCGGCUCCCACGCCGCCGCCUGCAGCGCCACCAUCUCCGGCUCUCAAGCCGCCGCCUGCAGCGCCUCCCGCCUUCGUCUCAGGCAUCCUCACUAGCUGCAGCCUCUUCGUCUUCACCAGCAGCUGCAGCGGCUCCAUCACCGCCUGCACCAGCGGCUGCAGCAGCUCCAUCACCGCCUGCACCAGCAUCCGCGGCUCCUACGCCGUCGCCUUUUUUGCUUCUGUCUCCGUGCCUUCGCCUGGGCCAGCUUCAGAGCCUUCAGCAUCACCUGCUUCAGCUUCAGCCUCACCUUCGUCCUCGUCUGGCCCAGCCUCCUCGUCUGCGUCCUCGUCUGGCCCAGCCUCCUCGUCUGCGUCCUCGUCUGGCCCAGCCUCCUCGUCUGCGUCCUCGUCUGGCCCAGCCUCCUCGUCUGCGUCCUCGUCUGGCCCAGCCUCCUCGUCUGCGUCCUCGUCUGGCCCAGCCUCCUCAUCGGCUUCAGCCUCGCCUGCAGCAGCGGCUUCGUCGUCAUCAUCAGCACCUGCCGCAGCCUCUCCUGGCCCGGCCUCUGCAUCAGCUCCAGCCUCGCCUGGUUCGGCUUCAGCAGCAGCUUCUGCCUCAUCCUUCUCCUCGUCCUUGCCUGGUUCUGCUGGCACGUCGCCAUCCGGUCCACGUCCGGCAUCUCAUUUUCACUGGCCGUUUUCUAGGCCGCUGGAUGGUCGUCAUCGCCGAUGUGGGCGUCCUCCUGAACGAGGUUGUCGCCGCCACCGCCUUCCACGUGGCCGGCCUCCGGACCUCUGUGGCCGCCACCGCCUUUCGCGUGGACGGCCUCCUGAACUGUUUGCGCGCCACCAUGGCCUUCUGCACUAUCGGCCUCCAGGCCGGCCACCUGAACUAUGUUUCAAUAUCUGCUCCCCUGUGUGUUUUGUGAACGUUUUGUUUGGGACUCUGCGGCCUCCGUUUUGGUCCUGGUCUGGACCCUCCGUCCUGGGCCUCCCACCGCCCGCCCGGGCUUGGCGGUUCGUUUGUGUUUUGGGGCUGUCGGGAGCCAGCCCUUGAAGGGGGGGUACUGUCAUGGUCCUGGGUCAGUGACCCAGCGCUUUAAGUUUAUUGUUAUCAUUCUUCUAGUUUAUUCUGAUUUUGUAUCUGUUCUUAGGGUUUGAGUUGUGUGUUUCUUUCAUUCCUACCUGUGUCUCCCCUUUGUGUUCUGUUCAUGUCCCCAGUUGGUUGUGUAAAACAGUCUGUGAGUUUCCUGUUUUACUUUGUAGGUUUGUGUCUCGUUAGGUCCAUCAUUUCCAGCUGUGUCCCCUCCUGUCUGCCAUUUCCUAAUUACCUGGUGUGUGUAUUUAUACUGCGUGUCUGCCUGUGCUCCUCGUCGCGUCGUCUGUGUUCAUUCCCUAUGUUUCUCUACGUCUCCCUGUUCUGCUGUCCUCAUCUGCCAUCUCUGAGUUUCUCCCGCUGACCUUAUGUUCCAGGUUUGUUUGUUAGUUUCACCCAGUUUAGGUUUAUGUUCAGUCCUGCCCUCACUUCUGUUAUCUUCACUGUAAAUAAACCUCCACUCGCAUCUCCA
Messenger RNA from Oreochromis niloticus (Nile tilapia), 2143 nucleotides. Its product is annotated as platelet binding protein GspB-like. Bases 1 to 1632 code for a protein of 543 amino acids. The record is from RefSeq and is a predicted model, not a curated record. NCBI's taxonomy places the organism in Eukaryota, Metazoa, Chordata, Actinopteri, Cichliformes, Cichlidae. The transcript has 4 exons.